UGUGUCCUGUGGCAUAAUGGCCGACAGAAAGACGUGAAGUACUACACCUUAGAGGAGAUCCAGAAGCACAACACCAGCAAGAGCACCUGGAUCAUCCUCCAUCAUAACGUGUUUGAUGUCACCAAGUUCCUGGAGGAGCAUCCUGGCGGUGAAGAGGUUCUCCGAGAACAGGCCGGAGGGGAUGCCACAGAGACAUUCGAAGACAUUGAACACUCUACAGAUGCCAGAAACAUGUCUAAAGAAUUUGUAAUAGGAGAACUUCAUCCAGACGACAGAUGUAAAAUCAAGAAACCAGGGGACACUUUUAUUACCACUUCAGAUUCUGAUUCCAGUUUGUGGAGUAAUUGGAUCAUCACAGCAAUAUCGGCUAUUAUUGUUGCCUUGAUGUAUCGUUUCUACAUGUCAGAAGAGUAAAUGCCGCCCAAGGAAUUUCCUGAACAGUUUCUGGUCAAGA
Molecule: messenger RNA, 454 nt
Organism: Bufo gargarizans (Asiatic toad)
Lineage: Eukaryota; Metazoa; Chordata; Amphibia; Anura; Bufonidae
Product: cytochrome b5-like
Exons: 1
Cellular component (GO): mitochondrial outer membrane; intracellular membrane-bounded organelle
Molecular function (GO): heme binding
Source: RefSeq, a predicted model, not a curated record